Molecule: messenger RNA, 249 nt
Organism: Trametes versicolor FP-101664 SS1
Lineage: Eukaryota; Fungi; Basidiomycota; Agaricomycetes; Polyporales; Polyporaceae
Exons: 3
Source: RefSeq, a predicted model, not a curated record
UUCGGAAACUACCACCGCAAGUGCGAGCACUACGUGAAGAUGUAUGAAAGCGGCAACAAAACAGACUGCGGCUCCCCGAGCUGUGCGCUGAGCAAGGCGCACAAACACCGGCCGGGCCAGCGGACGUGCACCUGCGCAAGGAUCCCUCGCGAGUGCCGGCGAGUGCUGAACCUGAUCCACGACCGGUGCGACGAGUGCACCCGAGCGGCGUGGGCGACGCUCGAGCGCGAGUCGAGCCGGGUCUGGUGA